AUGGAGGAGCAAAGUGCGGCGAAGAUAAUGUCCACCAGCGCUGCACGAGAACUGACUCAGCCGACUCAAGGACACAGAUCAUACGCGGAGGCGACAGCUGGCAGCUGUUCCUCUGCGACUGAACUGGAAGGAAAGGAAGCACUCAGACGGAAGACUAGGGUGCAUAAAAAGAGGAAGGUGAUCAAGCCAGCGAUCCAGGAAUCCUCUGACUCUUCCGCGGAGGUGGAGAAGGGGAAUCAGGGAGAAACAAGGUCCUACGAUGAUAGACUGGACCUAUUCAGGACGGAGCAUGCCCCUGCCCCGAUACCAGCUCGGAGACCCCCAAUUCAGGGGGUAAUGAAAGACUUGGACGAGUCGAUGGCGUUGAGGAGCCUGGACCCGGAGACCAGGAAUAUUUACGACAGGUUGUCGGAAGAUCUGAGCCUGUUCGUCGACGCAAGGGUGAGUCUGGAUCCGGAAGGGGAGGAAUAUCGGUCCCUAACAGAGGACAUACGGAGGCUGACGAGAGAGAGAGCAGUUGUCAUGAGGAGGGAGAAGCCUGGGAAGAGGUCCCCGGGACCAACGGCGCGAGCUGCCGCUCCGGAUCCCACUCCCCCCCAGCCGGAGAGGCGAAAGCCUAUCUGGAUGGGAGGGGAGGGGGGAGCGGAGGAGCGGGCGCCAAAGGACCAGGAGACCAAAACCCAGAGGAGGAAGAGAAGGAGGAAGGAGCAGAGGAAGAAGGAGAGACAGGAGACCGCGACCACUGGGAAGAAGGAGGGAGCAAGGAAACCGGAACCGGCGAAGACGGGGUCGGGUCAUCCUCUCCCACGUGAGGGGAAGAAAACCUACGCCCAAAUGACCAAACAGGCAGGGAAGGAGGAACGGGGUAAUGGUGGACACCUUCGACAGGCGGGACUUAACAGCCAACCCGCCAAUCGGCCCCGAUCCACACCUGCGGUAGCGUCGAAGGACGGGGAAUGGACCCUGGUGAGGGGCCCUAAGGAUAGGAAGAAGAUGAGGAAGGAAGAGAGGAGAGGAAUCGUCUCCAAACCCUCUCCUCCCCAGCCUGCCAAAGGACCAAAGAAGGCGGCAGUUGUGCCGAGGCCGCCCAGAUCGGUGGCCAUCACGGUUACUUGCUCAAAGGACUCCUAUAAGGAGUUCAUGGUUGAGGCCAGGCGCCGGAUCAAACCGGUUGACGUCGUGCCUGGCCUCAACGCUGGGCCCUCCACCGACCGGCUGGCCGAGGAGCUCGACAAGCUGGCGGCGGAGAAGGGCCCUGGCUAUCGCGUCCAGAGGCCGGUGAAGCCGGCGUUGCGGCUCACUGGUCUGGACGCGACGGUCGGGGCCGAGGACGUGGUGGCCGCUGUGGCCCAUGCUGGGGGUUGCCCGCCUACGGAUAUUUCUGAGGGCGAGCUGCGACAUACCCAGCGAGGAACGGCCACGGCAGUGGUGCGGUGCUCGUUGGCGGCAGCCUCGAAAUCGCCGCCGCGGGGGCCACCGAGCGAGCGGUGCAAGAGCGCCGUCGAUCGCAGCGAUAAUUGUUAUCGUUGCGGUACCUCCGGCCACCGCGCCAAACAAUGUAGGGCGGCUGCGGCAUACUGCCCCGUGUGCGCCGAAGCGGGCAAGGAAGCCGGCCAUAAGACCGGCGGACCCGCUUGUAAGCCUCUUACGAGCAAGCAAAGAAGAAGGAGGGAGGCCAAUCUGAGAAAAAGGCAGCCCGGACCCUACCCUGAGGGAGAGACAAAGAACGCCUCCCCCACUCCGAUGAAGGACGAAGGGAAGGGCCGACAGGCCUCCCCAAGGACAGCUGGAGGGAAGGGAAGAGAGGAGGUUGAGCCGGCCUCCUCUCCCACGUGGAAGGAGGAAAGUAUGGCGGCGGAGGCGGCCGAAGACCGCGCCCUGGAUCCCACCGCUCCUAUGGAGAUCCCGGAGGAAGCACUACCGCAGAGGGAUAAGCGGAAGAGGGGAGCCCUGGAGGCGGCGACUCCUGCCAAUCAGAAGAUUGCCUCAUAUCACGUGACUUAA
This is a messenger RNA of Harpegnathos saltator (Jerdon's jumping ant), 2004 nucleotides long. RefSeq lists its product as uncharacterized. NCBI's taxonomy places the organism in Eukaryota, Metazoa, Arthropoda, Insecta, Hymenoptera, Formicidae. The transcript has 3 exons. The record is from RefSeq and is a predicted model, not a curated record. The coding region runs from base 1 to 2004 and encodes 667 amino acids. Gene Ontology annotation, molecular function: zinc ion binding; nucleic acid binding.